AUGUACGAGAUGGAGAGAUACAAGCUUGCAGCGGCGAAAAGAUCUCAGAAGCAACUCCAAAAGAUCAAGAUCCAUAAUUUGGUGGAGCAACUGGAAAAGCUGGAGUUGAGGACCCGAGCCUGCUAUCACAAGUACCUGGACUUCAAAGGGGAGACGCUGGCAUGGAUGAUGGCCAUCGACGCGUCGUUCUUGCUUGAGUUCCUCCGAGUCUAUGCAAUCAAAGAAGGUACGAUGCUCUCCAGGGUCUCAUCGAGGAUGUCACAUUUGGUCGAUUACACAGGAAGGAAGUCUGCACACAAUGCCAUCCUUAAAGACAUAGUCAUGCUAGAGAAUCAAAUCCCACUUUUCAUAUUGAGGAAGAUGCUGGAAUUCCGAUUCACAUCCCUCGACGAAGCUGACAACAUGUUGCAUGGGAUGCUAAUGGGGUUUUACAAGGAAGUCUCACCUUUCAAACUGAUGGAGGCGCUGCCCAAGAUACAAGUCUCAGUCUGUGCCCACUUGCUAGACUUCCUGUAUGAAACCAUAGUACCCAAAGUGCAGGAACAACCCGAGAUUGUUGAGGAGGAAGGUGAGGAGGAAGGUGAGGAGGAAGGUGACAACGAGGACAAGGAAGGAAAGGCAAAAUCACCAUGGUCAUUGUUGUCUUCCAGCGGCACAAAUUAUAUUAGGCCACUUUGCGAUCAAAUUUGGAACUUGCUCUCCAAGGUGAUCAAAGGCCCGAUUGAAACUGUCAAGAGGCUGCUUCUUUCAAACCGAGCGAAGGUAUUGAAAUUGCCAUUGACUAUUCUGUCUAAAAUCCCAUUGUUGUCAGUCUUGGCACAGCCUCUUGAGUCCUUAAUCUCAUCCCAAGUAAAAGAAGAGGGCAUGUCAGAAAAUGAAAACAGCAAUCCUCACGAGCCACCUUCAGUGGAGGAGAUCACAAUCCCCUCGGUCUCUGACCUAUCCAAUGUAGGAGUCCGUUUUGUAUCCACCAAGGGUAACCUCUCUAGCAUCAGUUUCGACGCCAAGUUGGCAACACUUUACUUGCCAGCCAUAACUCUGGACGUGAGCUCGGAGGUGUUCAUGAGGAACCUAGUCGCUUACGAGGCAUCCAACGCAACAGGCCCAUUGGUUUUCACUCGCUACACCGAACUCAUGAAUGGCAUUAUAGACACUUCCGAGGACGUGAAGCUGUUGAGAGAGAGAGGGGUCAUUUUGAACCAACUGAAGAGUGACGAGGAGGUCGCGAAGCUGUGGAACGGGAUGAGCAGGUCGAUCCGGUUGACAAAAGUGCCCUUCUUGGACAAGGCGAUCGAGGACGUGAACAAGUACUACAACGGGAGGUGGAAGGUUAAGCUCAGCAAGUUCACGAAGCAGUACGUGCUCAGCCCAUGGAAAUUCCUGGCAAUGCUGGCUGGGAUUGUAGUCCUGAUGCUCUUGACAUUGCAAGCCUUCUGCUCGGUCUAUAGCUGUUCUCGCGUAUUCCAUAUCAAAGCCCCAAGCAUAUGA
This is a messenger RNA of Eucalyptus grandis, 1488 nucleotides long. RefSeq names its product putative UPF0481 protein At3g02645. Bases 1 to 1488 code for a protein of 495 amino acids. The record is from RefSeq and is a predicted model, not a curated record. NCBI's taxonomy places the organism in Eukaryota, Viridiplantae, Streptophyta, Magnoliopsida, Myrtales, Myrtaceae. The transcript has a single exon.